This is a messenger RNA of Asterias rubens (European starfish), 1782 nucleotides long. RefSeq names its product kallikrein-11-like. Gene Ontology annotation, molecular function: serine-type endopeptidase activity. The record is from RefSeq and is a predicted model, not a curated record. The transcript has 9 exons. Bases 1 to 1563 code for a protein of 520 amino acids. Lineage: Eukaryota; Metazoa; Echinodermata; Asteroidea; Forcipulatida; Asteriidae. Gene Ontology annotation, biological process: proteolysis.
AUGAAGUGUGCUAUCUUUGCUCUAGCUGUGCUGAUCCCAUGCUGUUUGGGUUCCCGGCCCCUCAUCAUUGGUGGAAAAGAGUCUACCCCACACAGCCGACCCUACCAGGUGGGAAUGAUGUCAAAGAAAAUGAAAAUAUUCUGCGGGGCCUCGUUAAUUCACAACAACUGGGUUGUCACUGCCGCACACUGUGCGCCUAAAGACACCAGUGUUGUCGCACGCGUUGGUCUCGGGUAUCACGAGAGAGAUCAACACGAUGGACCAAACCAGCAGGUUAUAACAGGCAAAUGGAUCCGCCAUGCUGAGUACGGUCUUGGUGGGCACAAUUAUAACAACGACAUAGCCUUAAUCCAGCUAGACACUCCCGCCGUCUACAACACCGAUGUUCAACCAAUCAGCAUUAGCUUUAACCCCCCUACGGAGGGCCUGGAGUUGCUCGUUAGCGGUUGGGGAAGAUUAGACACCAAAGCAAGCGUAAUGGCAGCUCCUAUUGAACUGAAUGAGGUUGUAGAGUACGCAAAGAGUCUCCAAGACUGUAAAAAAGCCUACAAAAAAGCAACACCUAACAUGUUUUGUGCUGGUGUUCCCAAUGGAGGGAAAGGUUCCUGUCAAGGUGACAGCGGUGGUCCAAUUGUCAGUAACUUCGCCAAGUCCUCGCAUGUGCCUAAAGUGCGCCUUAGAGGUAUCGUCAGCUGGGGCACCGGUUGCGCCUUGGCAAAGUAUCCCGGCGUAUACACAAAGAUAUCAAACUACUGUGCCUGGAUAAAUGAAAAGACAAACGGAGACGUUACAUCUGUGCUGAUCCCAAGCUGUUUGGGUUCCCUCAUUGUGGGUGGACAUGAGUCUGUCGCACACAGCCGACCUUACCAAGUAGCCAUCUUGCAGUCAACUAAAAAUUUCUUCUGUGGAGGUACUUUAGUGCAUCCAAAUUGGGUUAUCAGCGGCGCACAAUGUUCCCUUUUUGGAGACGGUUCCAAAGGUAACGUUGGCCUCGGGUACCAUAACAUUAAGCAACACGAUGGUCCGAAUCAGCAGUUUAUCCAAGGUACUUGGAUAAUACACAGCCAAUAUGGUCAAGGCAGUCACUCAAUGGAUAACGACAUCGCCUUGAUUCAUCUUGACACACCCGCUUCUCUGAACAGCGACGUUCAAGCUAUCGGCAUUGCUUCCAGCGAGCCCAAGACGGGGGCUGAACUGCUCGUUAGCGGCUGGGGAAGCACUCACCCAUCUAUCUGGGAACGCCCAGACAAGCUGCAAGAGGCAAUUAUUUUUAAGAACAGUCCCGAGGAUUGUAAAAACGCCUAUGGAAGCACUAUUAUCAGUGAUAACAUGUUCUGCGCUAGUGUUAAAGGAGGAACUAAAGACUCCUGCCGGGGUGACAGCGGUGGACCAAUCGUCAGUAACUUCGCUGCCGACUCCCACCAGACAGGUGUGCAGCUAGACGGUAUUAUUAGUUGGGGCUACGGCUGCGCAAAAGCCUCACAUCCUGGAGUCUACACCAAGAUAUCAAACUAUUGUGACUGGAUUUACCAGAAAACAGGUGGCGAAGUCAAAUGUGUGUAAAAUAUAAAUCCAAUGCUGUCUAAAACAGCCUUAUAAAUAGUGACUGAUUAUUUGUGGUGAAUUAAGUUGCACCGUCGCUUAAUUAAACCCCCAGGACCAAAAUUGACCGCAUGCUGACUCGGACGGUGGUUAUAAAAGGGAUUUUUAGCUCAGACCCUUAUGACCCUUUUCUGGGUUAUUUUGACUUAGAUUUCUGGUCAACCAGGAACCAGGUCAGAG